Molecule: messenger RNA, 1144 nt
Organism: Suillus subaureus
Lineage: Eukaryota; Fungi; Basidiomycota; Agaricomycetes; Boletales; Suillaceae
Exons: 4
Source: RefSeq, a predicted model, not a curated record
ACUAUUACACAUCCCGUUUGUUUGCUCCUCACUGCCGAGCAUCAAUGGCACCAACGUCACUACACUCGACGUCAGUGACUCUCCAUCCAGCAAUAACACCAGAACCUUGUGGGACAUCAUCUGGAAUUGCGCUGCGACUCUAUUCGCAUGCACAUGGACUGCAAUUCACCCAAACAUCCCGGGUAUGGAUGAGGGGAAAUUAGCUGUUUUAUCUCGUCGCCUAGGCAUCAUGAUGAUGGCACUGAUCGUCCCAGAACUCAUUAUUACCUGGGCCACGUGUCAGUUUCUAAGUGCUCGUGACGCUGCAAAGGCCUUCAAUGACGCCUUUGGCGCGCAACUUCACCAAACCCGUAGCGACUGUGGAGAUAUGGGAGAGAGCACAGCUGCGUUACUUAGUGGAAUUCCAACAUCGGAUAGAACAAACAGCCCACAUCCGAGCGCUCCGCAUGCUGCAAGUCGCGAGUUUAGAGGAUGGACAGUAACGCACGGGUUUUUCGCGUGGAUGGGUGGAUUCAUGCUCUACGUCAAUGGAAAGCCGCGAGCCACUCUUACACCCGAGGAGCUUGAGUGCUUUGUUCGUAAGGGCUCCGUGGAAAUGCCUGUCAUCGUGGAGGCCGAUAUAGAAGAUCGAAGCAAGGGUGACACAUUAUCCAAAGGGAUCGCCAUUCUUCAACUGGCGUGGUUCGUCCUCCAGCUUGUUGCCCGUUAUGUUCAGAACCUUCCGAUCACACUGCUUGAACUCGACACCCUUGCUUUAGCUGCCCUGGCUGGCAUUGCCUAUGGGUUUUGGUGGAAGAAGCCUAAGGAUGUAGGACGUCCUCAUGCUGUUUAUUGGAAAGCAAUCGCCUCUCCGCCAAGUGGAUUGGCCUACGACGAAGUAGAUGCAAUAUUCUCCACUGGAAAAUGGAAUGAUGUUUGGUUCUCAUGCAUUUAUCCCCUUAUCGGUCUUAUGGGUAUUAUUACAGCACGUUCCCCCCGUGCUGUCCAUUCACGUCGGGUUUCGUCUUGGGGCAGUGUUUGGAGGGAUACACUGUCUGGGCUGGAAUGUUUUGUUUCAGGGGCACGCAGAGCAGAUACUAUGGCGUGCGGCUUCCCUUGCAAUAGUAUCCGCACCAGUAUCUAUUCUUCUGCUGUGGGGCUAUGC